Molecule: messenger RNA, 1723 nt
Organism: Momordica charantia (bitter melon)
Lineage: Eukaryota; Viridiplantae; Streptophyta; Magnoliopsida; Cucurbitales; Cucurbitaceae
Product: COBRA-like protein 4
Biological process (GO): plant-type cell wall cellulose biosynthetic process; cellulose microfibril organization
Cellular component (GO): plasma membrane
Source: RefSeq, a predicted model, not a curated record
CUUCUCACUCUUCGGAUCUCCCGCCAUUUCUCUCACCUAGCCCUUGCUUCACGUUAUGGGAACUAAACAGAACAACAACAAAAAAUGAAAAAGAAAAAUCCAUAAUCUUAUAUAAAGCUUUCAACAACACCCUUUUGGUAUCCUCCUCCUCCUUCAUUUUCUUCCUCCACUGCCCGGGAGAACUCGUUGGCUCGACUUGUCGGCCGACAUUGGCUCCAAUUGAACUGACCAUGAGGACGUUGUUCGUUUUGGCUGUCAUCUUUUUCGUCAUCUUUUCUCUUGGAGAUGCAUACGAUCCGUUGGAUCCGAAUGGGAACAUUACUGUCAAAUGGGAUGUCAUGUCAUGGACGCCCGACGGCUAUGUGGCCGUCGUGACAUUAAACAACUUCCAAACGUACCGGCACAUAAUGAGCCCCGGGUGGACAAUGGGGUGGACAUGGGCGAAGAAGGAAGUGAUAUGGUCGAUGGUCGGGGCGCAGGCGACGGAGCAAGGCGACUGCUCUAAGUUCAAGGGAAACAUUCCUCAUUGUUGUAAGAAAAACCCAACUGUGGUGGAUUUGAUGCCUGGAGUUCCUUACAACCAACAGUUUACAAACUGCUGCAAAGGUGGGGUUGUGGCUGCUUGGGGACAAGACCCUCAGGCUGCUGUUUCAGCCUUUCAGCUCAGUGUUGGCCAAGCAGGUGCUUCAAACAAGACUGUCAAACUCCCCAAGAACUUCACUCUGCUCGGUCCCGGGCCCGGAUACACUUGUGGCCCUGCAAAGGUUGUGCCUUCCACUACCUUCCUCACGCCCGACCGCCGCCGCAAAACUCAGGCUCUGAUGACUUGGAAUGUGACCUGCACUUACUCUCAGUUUCUGGCUAGAAAGAACCCAAGUUGCUGUGUUUCUUUCUCGUCUUUCUAUAACGACACGAUCACGUCUUGUCCUUCUUGCGCCUGUGGUUGCCAGAACAAGAACAGCUGCGUCAAGGGUGAUUCUAAGAUUCUUAAGCUGGCUGGAGUCAAUACACCAAGGAAAGAUAACACCCCGUUGCUGCAAUGCACACAUCAUAUGUGCCCAGUUCGAGUUCACUGGCAUGUGAAGCUCAAUUACAAGGACUACUGGCGAGUGAAGAUCGCCAUCACGAACUUCAACUACAGGAUGAACUACUCACUUUGGUCCCUCGUUGUCCAGCAUCCGAAUCUGAAUAAUGUUACCCAAGUUUUCAGCUUCGAUUACAAACCUCUUGUUCCCUAUGAAUCAAUCAAUGACACGGGAAUGUUUUACGGGAUGAAGUUUUACAACGACCUUCUGAUGGAAGCGGGGCCAUUCGGGAAUGUACAGUCGGAGGUGUUGCUUCGCAAGGACCAGAACACCUUUACCUUCAAGCAGGGAUGGGCAUUUCCUCGGAAAGUUUACUUCAAUGGCGACGAGUGCAUGCUUCCGCCACCCGAUGCAUACCCAUUCCUGCCCAACACCGCCCGCCAAAAGCUCGUUGCACUCUCAACUUCAAUCACUUUGCUGCUGCUCCUCCUACUGCAAACUAUUUGCUGACUCUCCUACUAGAAUUCAAACUUACAUAUGAAGAGAAAAUGUAGUGUAAUUUUUCAGUGACCAGGUCCAUAUUUUUGACAUAUAGGAACAAAAUCACAGGUAAAAAAGAACUCAAAACAUUCUUUCAGAAGGAACAAAAUGGAGAAUGCCAUAUGAAUGAAGAAUUUACAGAAAACUCUUCAAAGUUA